AUGCCUUUGUCGAGGAAGAGAACACUGCAAAUCAGCGCGAUUUCUAUCUUCAACAUGGCUUCUCGUUUCCAGCAUAUCCAUCUGCUCAGCCCAUCUCCUAUCUAUCUAUCUAUCUAUCUAUCUAUCUAUCUAUCUAUCUAUCUAUCUAAUUCAGUCCGUUCAUUAUCUAUCUAUCUAUCUAUCUAUCUAUCUAUCUAUCUAUUCUACCGAGAAAAUUAUUUACGGAGUGUCAUUAAGUCAGGCAUCAGCAUCACCCAUAAAAAGCAUAGACUUAUUUUUGGCUUGAAAAUGAGAGAGUUUAAAUACACAAUGAAUCAACCAAAUGGCUCCGUUGAAUCUAAACGAAGACGACCAACAGACGGGCGGACGAUUUGUCUAACGAGUCGAUGGAUGUGUAAAAUAUUGCGCCAGUCACGUACCUUUCAUGUCAGACAUGCAUCUGUUUGUCUAAAAGUUGUUUCUAUCUAUCUAUCUAUCUAUCUAUCUAUCUAUCUAUCUAUCUAUCUAUCUAUUUCAGUCCGUUCAUUAUCUAUCUAUCUAUCUAUCUAUCUACAGGGGCCGACACUAUUUUUCAGACACUUUAUUUUUUCAAGUUUUAGCAUACUUAAGUACAAUUUCGUGAGCUUUCUUUGUACAGUUCGAACACUGACGUCAAGUUCACACUUCUCCUUUACUUUCUUCGCUGUCACCAUUUCUCCAGAUGAUAACAACCUCGAAACACUCCUCUUCAUUCUUCUUUCUGUUCUCUUGGAAAUUGUUUUUUCCCCUCCUCUCUUCUUCUUCUUCUUCCGCUCAUAUGACCUAAAAAUAGUGUCGGCCCCAUCUAUCUAUCUAUCUAUCUAUCUAUCUAUCUAUCUAUCUAUGUCUGUUCUUAUCUAUCUAUCUCAGUCUGUUCGUAUCUAUCUAUCUAUCUGUCUCUAUCUAUCUAUCUAUCUAUCUAUCUAUCUAUCUAUCUAUCUAUCUAGCUAG
This is a messenger RNA of Acanthosepion pharaonis, 969 nucleotides long. The record is from the annotation of a GenBank genome assembly. NCBI's taxonomy places the organism in Eukaryota, Metazoa, Mollusca, Cephalopoda, Sepiida, Sepiidae.